Molecule: messenger RNA, 3579 nt
Organism: Myodes glareolus (Bank vole)
Lineage: Eukaryota; Metazoa; Chordata; Mammalia; Rodentia; Cricetidae
Source: RefSeq, a predicted model, not a curated record
AUGAGCACCUUCCACCGACCAACAUUAAUGGCAUUCAAGGACAGCAGUAGCUUGUACAAUGAAAAUAGAAACCUUCUUCGGAUUCAAGAGAAGGAGAAAUGCAACCAAGAAGCUCAUCCAGAGAAAGAGGUGGUUGCUGAGAAGAUGCCACUAUUUGGAGAGCCCUACAAGACUGAAAAAAGCGAUGAGUUGUCGAGUCUGAUACAGAAAAUACUAGGAGACUACGAACAAAUGAAGAAGACGUUAUUGAGCACUGUGUCUUGCCCUCAGUGUCAAGAUGGUUCUGAAGACAGCCAGGGGAAGCCAAAAUAUCCUUCAUUUCAUGACAGGGAGAGUUCUGCAUCCUAUUCCUUCUGCACACACAUCUACCACCAGCCUUUUUGUACUUCUCCCCCUGGAUCACCUUCUGUUGGUAACAUUAGCCACAGUUCAAAGAUGGCGCCACCAAGGAUGGAGCCAGUGCCAAGUCGCCAUGCCAAAAACUAUGGUUCACCCAACAAACAGCAUCUGACUCAAGAUCGCCUCAGUCAGGAGGGGCACUCUGUUAACUACAGAAAGUGUGACCGCAGAGCUAAUGGUGACUCAGCUCCGGGGAAAAAGCUCUCACCCUUAAUCUCCCCUGUAUCCCAUUUGUCACCUGUACAUUCCAGACUGCAAGAAACCAGCAAGGUUUACAGCAGCGGUUGCACUAGCAAUAAAAGUUAUUGUGCAGAUGUGUCUUCCAAGGACCUGAAGGUGAAGGCUCAAGAUAACGAGACUCCUCUUGACAGUUUAGAGGAAGUUACCAGAUUUGGGGUAGCGUCUUCUCAAACGUUUCCACCCCCUCCUCUCCCCUCAGAAAGUGUUGCAAUGCAGCAGAAGCCCACGGAUGGUCAGAAUCAGGCCCCCAGUGAGUCCUCGGAGCUGAAGCCGCCACUGGAAGACUAUGGUCAGCAGAGCUUUGAAAAACCGGAUGUAAAAGUGCUAGCCAAAGCCAAACUCACCAGACUGAAGAUACCUUCACAAUCGGUGGAGCAGUUGUUCUCCAAUGAAGUUCGCUGCAUUGAAGAGAUUCUGAAGGAAAUGACCCAUUCGUGGCUCCCUCCUCUGACAGCCAAGCACACACCCAGUAUGUCCAACUCACCCAGAUCUCCUUUCCCUACAAAGGAGCCUCUGCCCAAUAGUUCUGCAACCCAAAGCCAAAAUCAAUAUGAUCCGCCUCCCAAAAUCCAUCCCAACUCCCAGCAAGCACUGUCCAUACUCUGGGAGGACCUGCAGGUCAGCGACAGUGAAGACAGUGACACUGAACAAGCUGAAGAGAAGCUUCCAUCCCUAUCUGCACCUCUAAGCGCUCCCCAGACGCUCCCCGAGCCCGUGGUGUCAGCACAUUCCAGUAAUUCAGAGUCGGAGAGCAGCAGCAGCAGCAGCAGCAGCAGCAGCAGCAGCGGGUCGGACUCAGAUUCAGACUCAGACUCCGAGACAGACUCAGAGAGUGAGAGCAACUCACGUGACAGCAAGGAGAGUGAGCCCCUAGAAAUCCCCGCUCCAGAGCCCGAGCCUUGGACAACAAACUGGUUAACCAAAGUGAAGCAGCCACCAGUGCCCCUCGAGGUUCUGGGGAGUACUGAGUCUCCAAGCGGGCCCCAAGAAAAUAAGGGUGAAAACCGCAACACUGACCAGCUACACCCUGAGUCCAAAGGCUCUCCCCUGAAGACUUCCAGCAAAGCCGUCCAAGAUGCCACUGAAGGGCCCCAACCUGAGGAGAGGAGCUGCCAGAAAUCCCCUGCCCAACAGGAGCCCCCACCUCGGCAAACUAUUGGUACCAAACAACCCAGAAAACCUGCCAAGGGCUCUGGCCAGGUAGAGCCCCAGGCCUGCUUGCAGGUGGAAAGUAAACCAGGACCCCUUUCUUCUGACUCAAAAGAACAGACUACCAAAGACAAACCCAAGGUGAAGACGAAAGGCAGGGAGCCUAAGCCUGAAGCUCUCAUGCCCAAGCAUCAGGCAGCCCUGCUGGCCCCUAAGGAGAAGAUUAAGCACAAGGGUUCCCCAGCUCUCUCCAAGGCGCCCUCAGGCCCUCAGCCUCCAAAGGACAAAGCUGGGAACAGGAACUCCUUCAUUCCACCCCACAGUGGUAGGAGCAGCAGUGGCAGCAGCAGUGGCAGGUCUAGCGACUGCCAACAGACUGCGAAUGUCCAGGAGGACGGCCAAAAGAGAGACACCGAAUUGCUCUCACCACUCCGGGACACUUCACUACCAAACUCGUUGAAGAUAGUGAAGAUAAAACUAGAUCAUCUUACUCGGAUUCCCCAGCCCCUGGGGAAAGGUGGCAGCCCUAGGAAAGCAGAAGACAAGCAGCCGCCAGUAGAUAAGAAGCAAGACUCUGAGAAGAGAGACGGCAACAGCUUCAGCAGACUGAGCAAAAAGAGAAAGGGCAGCGACUCAGAAAAAGACCGUGCCAGCAAGAAAAUCAGAUGGGAGAAGGAUGCCCAGUCACACUGUGCUUCAUCUUCCUCUUCCCAUACUGAAUCUUCCAAAACAAAGACUUCCAAACCCUCCUCAGAGUCCUCAAAGAAAGAAAUGUCUUCUCUGCCACCUGUGUCCGCCUCUUCCUCCUCCCAGAAGUCAACCAAAGCUGCACACAAGAAGCCAAAGCCGGAUGUAGACACCCGUGGUCAGGACCCUCCCAAAAGUGCCGGCAGUGUCAGGGACAGUGACAAGGACUCUUCUGUUCCCAGGCACAAAAAAGUGCCAAAAGUUCAGGCCAAGGACUCAGAAUACAAAGAGUCUUCUAGAGAAGCCACAAACACAUUCCUAGUGUCUUCUUUGCCAAAUGGUAACUGUAAACCAGGGAAGCCACAAGUGACAUCUUACAGACAGCAAGCUGAUUUUCACAUGAAGGAAGCUAGAAGGUUGAAGUAUAAAGCAGAGAUAAUGACGGACAAGAUCAGAAAGGCCUUCAAGUAUUUGGAAGCCAUCCUGUCUUUAAUUGAGUGUGGGAUGGCCAUGGAGUUAGAAAGCUCAGCAAAGUCGGCGUACGCUGUCUACUCAGAAACCGCAGACCUUAUUAAGUUCACGAUGUCAUUAAAAUCCUUCUCGGAUGCCACGGUGCCAGCACAAGGAAAGGUAUUUGCCGCUUUAUGUUUACGUUGCCAGUCACUAGUGAACAUGGCGAUGUUUCGCUGUAAAAAGGACAUAGUAAUGAAGUAUUCUCACACUCUUAGUGACCACUUCAAGAAUUCCUCCAACGUAGCCCAGGCGCCUUCUCUAUGCACAGGUGGUUCGACCCCACUCUCCCCAGUGCCUUCUCCUGCCAACUCUGUCAGGUCCCAGUCAAGUGCUGGUGGGAUGAUGGCCACUGUCAGUGUCCCAGUCGCCAUUCAGAACAUGACCUCUGCCUAUUUCACCAUCACAAACCACAUCCUUAAAGCCUUGGAACUCUGGGAACAGUCAGAGGACCUUACAAAGAAGAAUAAGGAAUUCUUUGCUCGGCUCAGCACAAAGGUGCGUAUCUUGACCCUCAACAGCAGCCUGGAGGACCUGGUGCACUACAUAAGACAAGGUCUGCAGCAGCUGAGACAAGCCCCCAAAACUCCCUAA